This is a messenger RNA of Nicotiana attenuata, 2433 nucleotides long. RefSeq names its product RING-H2 finger protein ATL43. The coding region runs from base 889 to 2256 and encodes 455 amino acids. The transcript has a single exon. The record is from RefSeq and is a predicted model, not a curated record. NCBI's taxonomy places the organism in Eukaryota, Viridiplantae, Streptophyta, Magnoliopsida, Solanales, Solanaceae.
UUGUUUACUGCACAAUCAUGUGGCCAUUAACAUUAAUUUAUUCACAAACAAACAAUACUAACACAGUUUGUACAUAACCAAUUAUUCUUCAUUCCUUUCCUAUUAGUAAAUCCAAAGCUUCUUUCUUCUUGUUCUUGUUUUCUUUAUUUAAAAUAAAACAAUUUAAUGUGCCUUUGUCUCCCCCUUACCCCUCCUUCAACCUACCUUCCCUCAAUUCCUGCCCCUUAUGUCCCAUUUCCAGUUAUACAUUUUCCUUUUUUUGGUAAAGUAUUCCACUUAACAAUACUUUCAAAUCUCUCUUUGUCUUUUCUUUCUUGUUUCUUUCUCUUAGUAGGUUUAUGGAUGUCUUCAGCCGAAAGUCUAUCGAAAACAGCUUCUCUGUCCUUCUAGGCUAGGGGUAAGGUUACGUACAUCUCACCCUUUCCAUACUCCACUUGUGAGAAAAUACUGAGAUUGUUGUUGUUGUUGUUGUUUGGAGUAAGAAUUAUAAAAUUCCGAAAAAAAACUGAAAAAAAGUUUCAAGUUAAAAAUGACAUUUAAAAAUUAGUUAUGUUUGGACAUAAUAUACAAUUUGGAGCUGUUUUUUGAAUUUUUAUGAGUGCUUUAAAGUGAAAAUUCUAAAAACCAACUUUAUGGAGUUUUUCAAAUUAUGUAAAAUUUCGAAAUUCAACUUCAAGUGAAAUUUGAGAUUUUCAUGGCCAAAUAUUGAUUACGGAAAAGUGAAAAUCUUUUAUGGCCAAACGGGGCCUUAUAUUCAUUCUCUUUUUCACUAAACCUCAUCUCCUAAAACCCACUAUAUAUGAAAACAAUUCUUGAAAAUCAAAUCAAAAUCAUAAUCUUUUUUUUCUUUUUAAUUAUUGCAUUCUUCUUCAGAGAGAAGAGCGAGAGAUGGGCAUAAUUUUCAAUGUUCAUUUUCUUUUGCCUUCUCUCUGGCUCCUCUUCUUCUUCUUCUUGAACACUGCUCAAACUAUUACCUAUGCACAAAGUGCUCAAACCCCAUUUUCUUCUAUACCAUUUUUAACAACCCCACCACCCCCUCUACCACCCCCACCACCCACCCCAUAUAGAUCUAGAGAAUCACCAUUUAGACCAAGCAUAGCAGUAGUUGUAGCAAUUCUCACAACAAUUUUUUCCAUCACAUUUUUAUUACUCUUAUAUGCAAAACAUUGUAAGAGGGGCCCAUUCGGAACCACCACCACCACUGCCGCCUACGGCGGAGGAGUUCCGCCACGGUCAAGCUUUCGGAAAAACUCUGGCAUUGACCGUACAGUGAUUGAAUCUUUACCCGUUUUUAGAUUCGGGUCUCUUAGGGGGCCUAAAGCAGAAGCUUUAGAAUGUGCUGUUUGCUUGAACAAAUUCGAAAACAGUGAAAUCUUACGGUUAUUACCCAAAUGCAAACACGCAUUUCACGUUGAGUGUGUGGAUACUUGGCUUGAUGCACAUUCCACGUGUCCUCUUUGUCGUUACCAAGUUGACCCAGAAGAUAUUCUUCUUAUCUCACAUGAAAAUAAUGGUCCCCAAUUAGAGAGAAAAUCUUUUCCAAAUUCCACGUCAUCAUCGCCGGCGAAAGAAAACAAGAGGAUUUAUUCGUCAGGAAGACAUUCUUCCGCCGGGGAAAGAGGAAGUUCGUCGUUGCAAAUAAUAGUGGAAACUCCAAAAGAGGAAAAUGGUGGAAUGCCGUCGUUUUUGAAUAAAAGAAUGUCGUUGGACAGUUGGAAUUUUUACAAGAAACAAUGUAAGUCCACUAACUCAAUAUCAUCAACGAGAAAAGAUGCGAUGUUACUGCCGGCGCCGGGAAAAAAUAAACACCGUAUAGAUGCGGCGAAAGCGGCGGAGGAUGUAGCGGAGCAACGACGGCUGGAACACCGGAUAAUAAUUUCUGGUGAUGAGUCAGAGGACAGGUCAGCAAGUGGGACCCAAUAUAGAUGGAGUGACGUGGAAGCUUGUGAUAUGUUGUUUUUACGGUCGGAGAUGAUAUUAAGCGAGAGCCGUAGAUAUUCAGGAUCGAGAAAAUGGACGGCUGACAUUGAAAGAAGAAACUGUAAUAGCGGGAGUGGCAGAGGUGUAAUAAAUGAGAGAAGUGUGUCGGAAAUGACAGGUAUGAGUAGGUUUAGGAGCAAUGAAGAGGAAAGAGGAAGACAAUUAGAGAGACAACGACAAAGAAGAAGAGCAGUAACGAGGUGGUUGGAUUGGAUUUCACAAUCACAAUCUGUGCCUUUGCCAGCUGCAGCUUCUUCUACUUCUUCUGCAACUUGAUAUAUAGUUUUAAGUUUUUUUUAGGCAACUUUUAUGAAAUAGACAAAAGAAAUGAUGAUGGUCAUAUUUGUAAUAGUUUAGUGUACUUUAGUUUUGUAGUUUGAUGAGACUAUACAUUGAUUUAUUAGAAAGUGAAAAGUGGUAGUAGUAAAAGUAGUAACACAAGUUUUGAACUUU